This is a messenger RNA of Penicillium waksmanii, 897 nucleotides long. RefSeq names its product cardiolipin synthase. The transcript is spliced from 5 exons. Gene Ontology annotation, biological process: cardiolipin biosynthetic process. NCBI's taxonomy places the organism in Eukaryota, Fungi, Ascomycota, Eurotiomycetes, Eurotiales, Aspergillaceae. Bases 1 to 897 code for a protein of 298 amino acids. Gene Ontology annotation, cellular component: membrane; mitochondrion. The record is from RefSeq and is a predicted model, not a curated record. Gene Ontology annotation, molecular function: cardiolipin synthase activity.
AUGGACACACUGCAUUCCAAAUGCAUUUCCACGUUGACUCGAUCUCCGGGACUGGCCCUGUUUCAAACCAGGAACUUGCGACACCAGAGUCUCGUCUCAGCGAAGACAACCAUUUGCGCACCUAAUAAAAGAUGGACUGCAUCGCAACCACCUAAAGAUGAAAAAGAAACGGACUCGGAAAAGCCUCUCUCUACCACCAAACGCAUCUUAUCCAAGAUUCCGCUGGCUACUAAAUCGCAUGAAAAUAUCUACACCGUUCCCAACAUUCUCACCUUCUCGCGAUUAGUUGCCGCGCCCGUGGUGGGGUAUCUGCUCGUCCACGACUACCAUGCAGCUGCGUUGUCACUGUUUGCAUAUGCAGGUAUCACGGAUCUGGUCGAUGGUUGGAUUGCGCGGAAGUGGCAGCUGCAGACGGUAGUGGGGACGAUUAUUGACCCAAUGGCUGAUAAGCUGCUGAUGACGAUUGGCGUGGCCUGUUUGGCGGUGAACGGGUCUCUUCCUGUAUGGUUGGCUGUGAUUAUUCUUGGUCGUGAUGUUGGUCUCGCCAUGUCGGCGAUCUAUUACCGAUGGAUCUCUCUUCCGGAGCCCAAGACCAUGGCCCGAUACUGGGAUUUCUCCCUGCCAUCGGCGGAGGUCAAGCCUACAGAGAUCUCCAAGAUUAACACGGCGCUGCAACUGGUGUUGGUGGGCAGUGCGAUUGCCCUGCCUGUGGUUCCGGAGACGAUCAUUACAGCCUGGCAUUUGAGCGAGGCUAUGACUGGAUUCCAAUAUCUGGUCGCCGGCACCACCCUCUGGUCGGGUCUGAGCUACGUCUUCUCCAACAACGCAGUGAAGAUCCUCACCAAGGAAGAGAUUCAAAAAAGAAUUGCCCAGGCAGGCACUACACGCAAGCCUUGA